AUGGUACUUGUACAAAACAAGGAUGGUACACACGCUGGUAUUGCACAGGGUAAAGUCAUCAAGUUGGUGUUACCUGACGGGAACAUUGUCGCAAUGCAAGAUAAAACACCAGUAAGAAUAACGGUAGUGUUGAAUUCGAAUGAGAUAAAGGCAGAUCAGAUUGUAAUGUGGCCCAGCAGUAUGUUAGCUGUUCGCCAACCCAACAUUAUUCCAACCCCUCAAAGUGACAUUCCACCAAUAUCUAAAAGCGAUGGUGUUAUGAAUUAUAGCUUACAAGUGUUGCAGUUAGGAUUUCUGUUAAUGAACCUAAAUGACACAGAAAAGGAAGGAGAUGGCAACAAAAGUUUACUUAACUGGAAAUUACUUAUGUUGUAUUUUAGAUGUAGGUCGAGAGGAAUGAAAUAUGCGUUCGAAGCUAUGCGGUUCAUAACCAUGACAAAAGCGUUGUAUACCGCAAGAGUGGCCCAUCGAGUAAUUCAUGGACAGUUUGUCAACCACAAAGGCGGAGCAGGAAACAAUUAUGCCAACGAGCUAAAAAUGGAGCACAUUAUGAGGAACAACAAAGAUAUUUUAAAGGGAUUAUAUACAAACAAAACUUUAAAAGCGGUACAAAGAAGUUCAUCAGCUGCUUACCGGAGUACAUCAGAUUGUGAAUAACUUUGAUAUACAGUCUGAUAUACCAACACAUUCCACAGCUCAUACAUAUGCAGACAAGCAGGCCGAUGAAAGAGAAAUCAUUCAUAAAAUUAAGCCAUUUACCUAUCAACAUGGAAGGGAAUACAAAUCAUUUAAUGAAAUAGCAAAGUCUCCAUUGGAAAAACUGAACAUUGUCAUGCUCAGCAAAUGGUUGACAGAUCACAAAAAGAAACUAUUUCAAUCUCUGUACACCUAUGUUGAAUUAGAAAAUGAUGAAGAUGAUGAAGACAACGAUGAGGACAAUUACAAUGAUAACAAUGAAGAUAAUGUUAGUGACUUUGAAUUAGAAAUAAAUAGUGAUGCUGGGUGUUAUUGA
This is a messenger RNA of Paramuricea clavata, 1012 nucleotides long. The record is from the annotation of a GenBank genome assembly. Lineage: Eukaryota; Metazoa; Cnidaria; Anthozoa; Malacalcyonacea; Plexauridae.